GAAUCAUUUGAACAUGAAAACCAGUGAAGGAUAGAAUGAACCAUGGCCCGAUAGAUUCUUUCCGAUCAAUCAAAGAACAAACCCCAAUCAACCUACUAUCGAAUGAGGAUUCCGUUCACUGAUCAAAUCCAGCUACAGAAACUCUGUUGAUUGUAUGUCUCAGUAGCACCCAGUCCAUCAAGCUUGAUCGAUUUUGUUUUCAUUAGAACAACAUGAACUCUUCGUCAUCGAACUCAAAUAAUGGAUUCUCGAGUUUCAACGAAGCAAAUCCCAUUUUGGGGUUUAGUUCGCCACCGUUGACGGCCUCCAGGAAGCCCGGUGCUGCUACUAGUUCAGCUUCGACACGGUUUCUGAAGGUGAGAAAUCAAGCAUCUUCUCAUAAUCAUAAGUCUACUAAUCCUCUAGGGUUUAACCAAUUUACGAGCUCAUCUGAAGCGGUUUUAGGAAAUUUGAGUUUCGAAAAUGAUCCCAAGGAGACGUUCCUAUUUGGUGCAAACAAUUCCAAUUCCAGUUCACAUUGGAAUCCGGAAAGGAGAGUUUCUAGCGAGAUUUCCAAUGUUAUUCUCGAUGAUAUGUUGAAAAUGAAGAUCGGUUCCGAUAAAGGUUAUGCAAAUCCAACUCAGAACAAAGCUGAUGUCGACAAAUCUUUGGUCGAUGAACUUCCAAACGAGGUUAGCAAGUUGAAGAUACACGAUUCCACAAACGAAAGCCAGUUCAUCAAUUUUGUUAAUUCUGAAAAAAUGGGUGAGUUUGCUUUUACAAGCAAAUUGGAUGAUAUAGGGGCUCCACAGGUAGAGUUCAGAACACCAGACAUGAAAAGUAACUUGUUUUCUGGGAUGAAUAGAUUCGAAGCAAAGAAGGAUUCUGUUAAAGACACAAGGUCAAAGAAAAAGAAAGACAAGUCAAAAAACUCCAUUGUUGGUCAUUCAAGGCUUCAAGACGAUUAUGGGUUUACCAGAAGAAAUCCAUCUGAAAAUCCAGAUGCUUUUGAAUUUGAAGCAUACUUACCACUAAAUAUUCCUCCAUAUGAUGAAAAACUAGCUGAUUUAUCUAGAUUAUCAGGUAUAAAGGGGCAAGAAGUUGAUUUGUCUAACUUCUUAAGCAAAAAAGGGGUCGACUUAAAACCAGUAAAUGAACAAGCUUUUACUUCAUCAUCCAGCAAAAUAGCAGAGGACACAUGUGAGAAAUGGCGAUUGAGGGGAAACCAAGCUUACAACAAUGGCGAACUGGUUAAAGCAGAGGAUUGUUAUACACAGGGGUUAAAUUCAGUAUCUGAAAAUGAAAAAUCUAGAAGCUGUCUUAAGGCUUUGAUGUUAUGCUAUAGCAAUCGUUCAGCAACUAGGGUUUCUCUUGGAAAGAUGAAAGAAGCUUUACAAGAUUGUUUAAUGGCUUCCACCAUAGAUCCUAACUUUCUCAAGGUCCAACUUCGAGCUGCACAUUGUUACCUUGCUAUUGGAGAAACUGAAAAUGCAAAACAGCAAUAUACAAAGUGCAUGCAACCUGGAAAUGACAAGAAAGUAAUAGCAGAGGCCUCUGAAGGUCUAGAAAAGGCACAGAAAGUGUCUGAAUGUAUUAAGCAAUGUAACGAUCUUUCCCAAAGACAAGAUUCUCACGACUUAGAAUCUGCAUUGAGAGUCAUGAAUGAAGCUCUACAGAUAAGCACUUGUUCAGAUAAAUUGCUCCAGAUGAAAGCAGACACCCUAUUCAUGUUGCAGAGGUACGAAGAGGUGAUUCAGAUGUGUGAACAGAUCACUUCUGAUGAAGCAUCAAACUUGAUUGUUAAAUCAUAUUUCUAUUUAGGAAAGCUAGAUGAUGCUCUAGAAUUUAUCAAAAAACAAGAGAAUUCAAGCUGUAUAAUACCUUUAUCUGAUACAAUACGUGAGCUUCUAUCUUACAAGAAAGCUGGAAAUGAAGCGUAUAAAUCAGGAAAACACACAGAAGCAAUCGAACAUUACACUGCUGCUUUAUCACACAGUGUUGAAUCACGUUCAUUUGCAUCAGUUUGCUUUUGCAAUAGGUCUGCAGCAUACAGAGGUUUAGGUCAAAUCACUGAUGCUAUAGCGGAUUGUAGCCUAGCUAUAGCCCUUGAUCCAAAUUAUCUCAAGGCAAUAUCUAGACGAGCUAGCUUGCAUGAGAUGAUUAGAGACUAUGGACAGGUGGCAAUAGAUCUAGAAAGACUUGUGUCACUUUUAACUACACGUGUGGAUGAAAAGGGUGUUAUUAAUGAGAUAAAACAAACUCGGAUUUGGCUUUCUAAUGUUGAAGAAGAAUCUAGAAAGGGAAUCCCGUUAAACAUGUACCUCAUAUUGGGAACUGAAUCAAAUGCUAAUGCAUCGGAUAUUAAAAAGGCGUAUAGAAAAGCUGCACUUAGACAUCAUCCUGAUAAGGCUGCACAAUCAGUGGUUAGAAGUGAUGAUGGAGAUGAUGGGCUAUGGAAGAAGAUAGCUGAAAAUGUACAUAAAGAUGUUGAUAGGCUUUUUAAAAUGAUUGGAGAAGCAUAUGCUGUGCUUUCUAACCCCCUCAAGAGGUCACAAUAUGAUCAAGAUGAAGAAAUGAGAAAUGAAGGACGUAGCUUUAGUAGAAGCAAGUCAUCAAGAAUGGGUACAGAUGUCCAAAAUGCUGUAUUUACGCGAACUGGGUCCCACCACUAAUGCAUAUUUGUGUGUGAG
Molecule: messenger RNA, 2669 nt
Organism: Lactuca virosa
Lineage: Eukaryota; Viridiplantae; Streptophyta; Magnoliopsida; Asterales; Asteraceae
Source: the annotation of a GenBank genome assembly